AUGUCCUCCUCUCCGAGAACCGUCAACGCCUACGCAGCUUUCGAUGCCAAAGCAGAAGUGAAGCCUUGGCAGUACCAAUCGCGCCCUCUUGGCCCGGAGGACGUGGAAAUCAAGAUUUCCCACUGUGGUAUCUGUGGCUCCGAUCUACACACGAUGGAAAGUGGUUGGGGACCGGCCGCCUACCCAUGCGUUGUUGGCCAUGAGAUCGUUGGUGAGGUGACUCUGGCAGGUGCAAAUGUCAAAACGCUCCAAGUUGGUGACCGUGUGGCCGUGGGUGCUCAGGUGUACGCUUGCUUGAACCAGAACCCUGAAAAACCCUGCAAGGAUUGCGCGGACGCUGAAGAUGCCGUGUGCAACCACGCCGUGUACACGUACGCUUCGACGUAUGCAGAUGGCUCCCCAUCGUAUAGAGGCUACGCCGAUUACGUUCGAGUCGACAACAAUUACGCGUUCAAGCUUCCGGAAAACAUUCCGUCCGACGUCGCAGCACCUCUCAUGUGCGCUGGUGCGACCGUCUUCACGCCUCUGAAGCAGGAAGGCGUGAAGGCCGGCGAUCGUGUUGAGGUGCGAGCUCUUGGAGCUAAAGAGUUUUACGAUUUGAGCAACGAAGCAGACCAGGAGAAGGCUGCCGGAUCCGUCGACUAUCUUGUUUUGACGGCUGAUGCCAAGAACAUGCCGUGCAACUUGUAUCUGAGCCUGGUGCGUAAACGUGGAACCUUUAUCAUGGUUGGCCUCCCUGAUGACGACGUCAAGUUCAGCCCAUUCUUCAUCGUGCCGCGAGCUGUGCGUGUCCGUGGUAGCUGUAUUGGCAGCAUCCAGGACAUUAAGGACAUGCUUGAGUUGGCAUCCAAGAAGAACGUGCGCCCGAUCAUACAAAAGUUGCCGAUGUCGAAAGUGAAUGAGGGACUGGACAUGGUUCGUGAAGGCCGUGUUCGCUACCGCGUGGUGCUCGAGAACUAG
Molecule: messenger RNA, 960 nt
Organism: Phytophthora infestans T30-4
Lineage: Eukaryota; Oomycota; Peronosporomycetes; Peronosporales; Peronosporaceae
Product: alcohol dehydrogenase, putative
Exons: 2
Coding region: 1-960 (319 amino acids)
Molecular function (GO): oxidoreductase activity, acting on the CH-OH group of donors, NAD or NADP as acceptor; zinc ion binding
Source: RefSeq, a predicted model, not a curated record